Molecule: messenger RNA, 1144 nt
Organism: Aspergillus steynii IBT 23096
Lineage: Eukaryota; Fungi; Ascomycota; Eurotiomycetes; Eurotiales; Aspergillaceae
Exons: 1
Coding region: 133-978 (281 amino acids)
Source: RefSeq, a predicted model, not a curated record
AGCUGCUGUAUAACCCAAAUUAUCAAUCUCAUUCCGAACCACAUAUAGAGCCAAGUCUCUCUCAUACUUCUUCUCAUACUCAGUUAUCCCGUAUCGUUUCUACUGAAUCUAAACCUACCUUACCUCUUCACAAUGGUCCAACCCCGUCGCAAAGGCGCUGCCCCUAACAAAGGCAUCCACCCCCCAGCGCCCGCCCAUAUUCGCUCCAACCAACCUCGCCCCGGUCCCCAGAUGCAAUACCAACCUCAACACCGCAGCACCCACAGCGGAUCCUCCCCUCAAAUCAACCAGAUCCGAAACCAGCAGAAUGUGCAAGGCCGUCAGAUCGCUCACCACGGUGCGCAGCUGAGCCAACACACCGCCGCGAUCCAGCACCAGAAUGCCGCACAGCAGCGCCAGAACGCGGCGCUGCGACAGCAAAACGCAGCGCAGCAGAGACAAUUCGCCCAGCAGAACGCGCAGAUGCAGAGACAGAUGGCUCAGCAGAAUGCCGCCAUGCAUCAGCAGCAAAGACAAAUGGGACAUGAGCUACAGAACAUGCGAAACCAGCAGCAGCAUUAUCAACAGCAGCAGAAGAAGCAGAAGGGGAACGGCAAGAAGGUUGCAGCUGGUGCCGCGGCGGGUGCAGCGGCUGGCGUGGGAGGAUACAUGCUAUACGAGCAUUUGUCGGAGACGAAUAAUACCCAUGAGCACAUCAUCUAUGAUCCCAGGCCGGAGAACAGCGAUGAUGAGAAUGAUCAGAAUCAGGGUAAUUCCUCGUCGGAUGAUGAUGACAAUGGAUAUGACGGUCCGUACGAGGAGCCUGGCUACAACAAUGGGGGUUACGACAACGGGGGCUAUGACAAUGGCUACAAUGGAAUGGGGUCGCAGGAGAAGAACGACGGCAAUGAAUCCGACUGUUGUGGCUGUGGGAGUUGCUUCUGCUGUUGCUCGGAUAACGACAACGACAAUAACAGCGACUGCUGUUCUUGUUGCUGAGGCGUUGAGUGUUAUUGGAUUACUUCCUGUGGCACAUCUUUCAUUUCUUUUGUUUAGUGUUGCUUAUAUGUUUGGCUUACGAUAUUAUGGCAUUAUAUCAUUCUUAUCAAUCCGUUCUGUCUGCAUUUGUUUACCUGACGAAUACCUAAUUUGCAGAAUGUUUGAU